Molecule: messenger RNA, 1782 nt
Organism: Carassius auratus (goldfish)
Lineage: Eukaryota; Metazoa; Chordata; Actinopteri; Cypriniformes; Cyprinidae
Product: C-type lectin domain family 9 member A-like
Exons: 6
Coding region: 701-1603 (300 amino acids)
Source: RefSeq, a predicted model, not a curated record
UCCAGAGAUUAUGAGGAGGGUGAAACUCAUGUCUGUUGAGUGGAAACAAAAAGCAGAAGCAAGAGGCAGGGACUUUAAAACAGUAGAGGAAAAGUGAAAGACUAAUGGGUGUUUCUUUUAUAUAAAUAGCCCAUAGAGGCAGCACAAGUGUGUUUUGUACUUUAUGUAUGUUGUGGGCUAGUGACCACUUUAGUGUUUAUUGUGGUUUGUUUAUUUGGUUUCCGUCAGGGCUGUGAAGUGAAACAUAUGCAGUAGAAGACAGGAAAUAGAUUUUUAGUUGACCAGUUUUAUGUCCUAUUUUAAUACAGUUGAAUGUGAGCUUGUAUUUAUGAAUGAAUGAUUAAAUAAUGAAUGUGGAAGAACAACAGAAGAACAGGGUCAUGUGAAGCUGCUGCAUGUUUCUGAUGUCUGCUGCAAACAUGUUCCUCUGUUCACAGCUGCUGUAUGUGGGCACAGAUCACAUGUUGGUCCAGUAUCGCCCGCAGGUGUCAAAUUAUACCAAAGAAAAUCAGGACGAUAUUCCUAGUGAUAUUUUCAAAGAUGUUGUAAAGAUUAAGAACAGUAAUUGAAUCUCCCCGAUAAAUGUGAAUUUUAUGUUCAGUUCCAGCUUCAGUUUUAAAGACUGGCUGAUGAAAUCUAAAGCAGUGAAGCCUAAACAAAUGAAAACUAGAACAACCUACAGGAUUAACACAGAGAUACGAUGUACAACACCGAGAGAUCAGAGAUAACACAUGCUAUUUAUGAUGAUGCGAUGACUUGGACUGAGGAGAGAGGAGAAAGAGUGGAGAUGAUGGUAGAUAUCUAUGACUGUGUGGAUCCUGCCAGUCAUCGUGAUCUCCCAUCUCACACAGAGAAACACCACACACUUCAGCACACAGGAAGUGUCUCAGUGGAGAACAGAAAGCACACAGCACCUGUAGUGUGUUUGUGUCUGCUGUGUUUUCUUCUGCUGACCGCUGUAAUAGUGCUGUGUGUGUGUUUCACCACCGAGAGAAAACAGUUACUAUCACACAUCAGUAACCUGACUGAAGAAAGAGAGCAGAUCCUUAUUAAAUAUGAGCAGAUACUGAACCACAACAAUAACCUGACUGAAGAAAGAGAGCAGAUCCUUACCAAAUAUGAGCAGAUACUGAACCACAACAAUAACCUGACAGAAGAAAGAGAGCAGAUAAAAAACAAGUUUGACGAACUCCAAUGUGGCCUUUAUGAACUAGAUCAGCUUGCUGAGAACUUGAAAUGGAUUUACUACAACUUCAGCUUUUAUUAUAUUUCAUCUGUUUGGAAGAGCUGGAGUGACAGCAGACGAGACUGUCAACAGAAAGGAGCAGAUCUGGUGAUAAUAAACAGCAGAGAGGAACAUGAGUUUUUACGGAAGGUUGUUGGGAGUGAUACAUUUUGGAUUGGUUUGGAAAAAUCAGGAGAGUGGAAAUGGACUGAUGGUGUAACAUUGGCAAAUGGCUACUGGAGUUAUGGGCAUCCAUAUUCAUACGGUGAAUGUGCUAAGAUGUCCUCAACAGGUUGGAAAAAUUAUUCAUGUUCUUAUAAGGGAAAAUGGAUCUGCGAGAGAACAAUAUGUACAUACAGUAAAAUAAACCCAUCAUGAUUUUGAAAUGCAAUACCUCUGCUUUAUAAUUCAAACUAUAUUGUUGAGUACAAAUCAUUUUGAAAUUCAAAAUUUUUACUUUGUGAUUCAUCUGCUUUUUAAAUAUGUAAAUAAAUGGAAAUACAAGUUAUAUUGUUCAUACAAGUUAUUUUUAGCGAUAUAUCUAUUAAUGUUAUACA